Molecule: messenger RNA, 1959 nt
Organism: Chara braunii
Lineage: Eukaryota; Viridiplantae; Streptophyta; Charophyceae; Charales; Characeae
Source: the annotation of a GenBank genome assembly
GGAGAGGGUAAGAAUGGAAUAUGGCCACUUCACACAAACGCACUGGAUAGUUUCGACGCCAGACUUCCUUACUCCCCACCACAAUCAGAUGACAGCAAUGCUGGAGACAGGAGACAGCCCGCUGCCAUUUGUACCAGAUGAAUGGUUCUUUUCGCAGGAAGGCAAAGUAAUUAGGAUAAGGGUCUCUAGUAAAUCUAAUCCGGUAUGUUUCAAGCGCAGACAAAGAGGCCACCUGGGUACUGACACCAGCUGUCCGAAAACAAGGGAGAGCGCAAAAUCGAAGGCCCUCAAAACCGCAAACCUGCAGGAAGUACCGAACAAGCAAGGCUACUGGUUCGUUCCAGAGGCACAAUACGCAGGUUGGGUCUUCAACGACAAUCUGGAUUCACCAGACUGGGUAUGGACCAUAGCAGGUGAACCGACCCCCAGACCAGAAGUCUAUCCGCCGUACGACAGCAGGUGGCAAGCGUUGAAAACAGAAAAGAAAGCACCCAAGUGCUUCACCAGGGACCCAGUCAUCAACGUGGAGGCCCUGAAACAGGAAAUGUGGGAGAAGGACCUUUGCGCUGAUUUGCAAACAAUUCAGGAAACAACGGAAAGGGACUGGGUAGAAGCUGUCAAGAGAUAUCAGGAGGAGGAAAGGUCAAAAGGGGAACUCCCUAAACAAAGAACUUACUGCAGAAGGGGAAAGAGAAGACAGCAAAAGUCUGAGUCGGAACAAACAACGGAAAAGGAGGGGACGGAUGAGUCCAUGGAGGAGGGUGAAAAGGCAGCAGUCCAGGGGGAACCCGAGGGCGGAGAGAAACCCAGUGUGGGGGGAAAGAGAAAGCACACGGACGGGCAAAGGGACAGAGAUGAUUCAGAUGAUGAACAAGGGCAAACGUGGAAGGAAGGUUACCCAUGGUCUGGUCAGCAGGAAAAAGAACUGUUGGCCUACAUUCGGAGCUAUGAAAAGGUGAGACAAGAAAAAUUUGAAUUACAGUUAAUCCUGCACAAAGAAGAGCAAAAGAAUAAGUUGAAGACAGCAACACCGAACACAUCCCAAUUGAUUCCGCUGUCGGAGAACCCCUUCGCGCCUCUUGAGAGGGAAGAAGAGUUGUCAGCGUUCUUGGCCGGAAAAUACUGUGAAUCUAAAGAAGAUCAAAUAAUGGAAGCGGCAGAGAAAAGGGGGAACAAAACGAAUGAGAAGAAGCAAAGGGCGGGGAAGAAAUUGCAGAAGGUCAAACCCUCACAGAUUCUGCUGGAACAGACAGAUCAGCCUGAGAGAGAGAAGAGCGAGGCGAAUGAGGACUUGAACAAAGGCCUAACAAGGGAGAUGCAACUGGGCAUCCAGGUGGAAGCAUCAUAUGCUCAAAACAUGAGACUGACAGAUCUGAACGGAGAAAUCUCGCUGCGCACAGUGACGGUCCAAGACCUGCAGCACAAGGAUCAUGAGGCGUUUUGGGAAAGAGCCAAAAGGGAGGCGAGCACGCUCUUACCAUCUCGGGCAAUCAUCCCGGUGCAAUGGGACCCGCUAGAGGAGCAAUGGAAGGUAGCAGCGCAAGAGGAUCUCUCUGUCCUCAGAUGGCAACUGGGACAAAAAAAGGAAGACUUGCUGAAGAGAGUUAGCAAAGGGAAGACAACUAGCAUCAUGGGACUCGCAGGCAAGACGAGACAGGUGGGACUGCAGAAGCAGAUGGACAGGGCAGGCAAUGCAGACGGUAGGGAACAAGAACAGUAUGACGCCAGACCGCUGCUUGUUUGUUUGGAGCAAGAUGCAGCCUUGGCGGAUGAUUUGAAAUGGAGACCAUGGUGGUGGGUGUCAUCGCUACCUGUCACGGCACUUAGCAACGAGACCACGCUGACGCAGAACGUAGCAGCGUGGGCUACCUUGCUGGAAUCAUAGGUGCUGGGGCAGAAUGAGGACGAACUCCCAGCGCUACUGACCCCACACGAGGAUGUGUCGGAGUCUAGCACUCA